Messenger RNA from Chironomus riparius, 646 nucleotides. Lineage: Eukaryota; Metazoa; Arthropoda; Insecta; Diptera; Chironomidae. The record is from the annotation of a GenBank genome assembly.
AAUCGUGAAGUUGAAUUCAAUCGAAAAAAUAAAUAAAUCUCAAACAAAAUAAGUUUUUGAUUAAUUAAUAGUUUUCUAGACUCAAUAAAUGUCACACUUUAAUUCAUUACAAAAUCUGGAGAGUGAUGAGCAGCAGCGUAUGAGAUUUCAAGUGGAACUAGAAUUUAUUCAAUGCCUGUCGAAUCCCAAUUAUUUGCACUUUCUUGCACAACGUGAUUACUUCAAGGAUCCAGCAUUUGUGAACUACCUGAAUUACCUGCAGUAUUGGAAAAAGCCAGAAUAUGCUAAAUUUAUUAAAUAUCCAAUGUGUCUCUACUUCCUCGACCUGUUACAAAGUGAAGAAUUUAGAAGGAAAAUUGUUAGUGCUCAGUGCUGUAAAUUCAUUGAUGAUCAGUCAAUUCUAUUAUGGCAACAUUAUUCGAGACGAAGGACGAGAACACUGGCUGAUAAAGGGAAAUUUAAACAGUAGAAAUUAAGACUAAGCUGUGCUUCUCGUGGAUUUCAAUCAGUCUUGUUUGAUUAAUGGCUAGAUUUAGCUACCGGCAUCAUAAGUAUCGCUGAUUAAUGGCAAAAUAAAAGAUUUUGUGAUUUAUGAGAACUCCUCGAGAAGCAUAAACUCAUAAAUCAUGUAAGAAAUAAAUAACAA